Molecule: messenger RNA, 781 nt
Organism: Mycena citricolor
Lineage: Eukaryota; Fungi; Basidiomycota; Agaricomycetes; Agaricales; Mycenaceae
Source: the annotation of a GenBank genome assembly
UCACAGCCACUCCACUGCUCUACCACCAUACCACCAUGCACGCCUCUGUAGCCCGCCGCACCCUUAGCGGCCUUGUGCCUCCCAAAAUUGCCACACCUAAGCUCGUCUCGGGCGACUCCGCCGGUCCCCUUGGUCCGCUUGUCUCCUUCUACUCGAAACUUCCCAAGGGCCCCGCCCCCGUGCCGGCUGUUCAAGGCAUAAAGGGACGCUACUUCAGCGGAAAGAACGCCAGUGCGAAGCCUGCUCUGGUUCUUAUCGGUGGAUUGUGGCUUCUCGGGUACACCAUAGACUACCAGAUGCACCUGAAGCACCACAAGAACAACGCGCACUAGAGUGGCAUGGCUCUGGACGGAGGAUGAAUGGUAGCCGAGCUUGCGCACUGCAGAACUGCUGUAGAUAUCGAAAUGGAAUGACCCUCGAUUUAUGCCUGCUCCUGAAUCGUCCGUUACUUUCCUGGCUUUGGUGGUCGCAGUCCGGACCAUGUUGAACUUUCGCCUCCUUUCUUCGUGAGUUGGCAAGUGUUGCACCUGAUCAUCAAGUUGUCCCGCUCGUUCAUGCAGAGCAAAGCUCCUUUCAACAAUCGCCAGAUCCAAGUAGAGAUCACUGUCUCUUUCAGCUUACUCAGACAAGCUUGGACUCUGCCACCUUGCUCUGCAUCCUUUUUUCUACCACCACACCCAUACUCGAGCUGAUGCAAAUCCAGGAGACGGGGGCACAGGCACUGGAUCAGCUUCCAGCCUGCGUUCAUCGCGCGGUCGUAUCCUACAUCCUACCUCGGACU